AUGGCACUGCACGUCAGCAACGCGCAGCAGGUCAACGGCACGCAGUCGGCCUCUGCAGAGGAAGAAGAGCUGUAUGAUCAGCUGCUGCGCCUACGCGACUCUGUCAUCGCAGGGACACAUCCGCAGUUGAAGCUGUCGGCAGCCGCGAUUGAUGAAUUGCUCAAGGCACAGCGGCAUACUGCCACCGCAACUGCAGAGCCGUCGCCGCCGCCCGUCGUCAAUGGCUUCGCCGACAACGGUGUCGCUUUCGAUGCAAACGGCACUACUAACGCACCGCAGUCUUCGAUUGCACCGACUUUCGCCGGCCUGCCUGGACUGCAGGCUCCCAGCAACUCCCUCGUGAACAACUCAGUGCACACGCCUCACAAGCCCUCCUCCUCGGGUACUUUAGAUCCCAUCUUCCUGGAAAAGUCGGAUAGCCUUGUAAGAGCAGAAGGACAACUCAAGAGGCAACGCAUAGAGCGUGAGCUACAGACACAAUACGACCAGCGCAAGCCUGCACACGGCGCCCGCGACAAAGACGCAGCUGUUGAUGCUCCAGUGGCGCUCGACGUUGAGGACAUUCUUGUCAAAGCAUCCGCUCGUGAGCCACAUCUCUCUGGCUUAAUGCCACCAAAGCCUUCAACUCCGAGUUCGUUUGAUGAGAAUGAUUACUACUCGAGUCAAGUUGAGAGUGAAUGGAGUUCUCCUGAAAGCGCUAGUAAGGUUUCUGACCGCGCAGCAGGUGCGGACUUCACUGGAUUUCACGAAACGUCGAAUGGUGCAUCUGCCUCGCAUGUCAAAACUUCCAAUGCUGCACCUCAACUUGGGCAAAGUGCCAAAGAUCAUGCGGUCCAGGUCAAUAACCUUCAGUCUCAAGGUGUGUACCAUGUGGACGAUGAUGAUGACGACGACGAUGAGUACGAUCCUGAGGACGUCCCGGCAUUCGCAAGCUUUCCUAAUGGAAACAAUGUCCCUGUUGGAGGUCAUGUCACUCCACCUGAGGAUGAUGACGACUCGGAGUAUGAGCCAGGGGAGAUCACGCAAGAGAGUGCUGUUCCAACUCCAUACGAGCAACGGCAACCUCCAUCUCAACCAUCACCGCAAGUUCCAGUCAUCCGCAAUCAUCUGACUCACAUAGCCGCUCCCCAGCCAAAUCGAGUCUCGCCGCUUGCUGUGGCAAAACGCCCGAGCAUUGAACUCGAGUUGAUCAACGGUCGUCCCGAAGUGGUUCAGAAGAGUCGUCCCAAGCCCAAUCGUGCCAGCACCGGGUCACCGCCUUAUACUGGGACGGGGGCCAAGAAAGGUAAAAAGAAGAAGAGGAAGCGAGACCAGGAGCCAACGAAUCGCAACAAUAAGAAGUCGAGACGCGAGCGCAAUGCUGCAGCACAGUCACCUCCAUCUCCGGCACACAACCAGCCCUACAUUAAGGAUGAGCCGAUAUCGCCGCCCCCGUUCGCAAAUGUGCCGGAAGUGCAGCCAUUCGGUCAGAGGGCUGCCCAGUACCGACCUGCUGAGAUAGAUCUUGUCUCACCAAGGCACAUUCCACAAUCGACUCAGUAUGCGCAUGAGGCUCCUCGUUCUGGUUUGCGCUAUGAGUACGCUGCCCCAGCUUCGCCUGCCGUCGUACAAGUAGCGUCACCGGCUCACCGUGCCGUGCACAGAGAUACGCAGGACCUGAGGCGAGUUGCCAGUCUACACUACGCGCAGAGGCCUUCGUCUCCAGCACAGCGGGCGUACUCUCCAGCCCCUUCGCGAACGGUGUCCAUGACCUACGGUGACCCUCGAUUGUCGCGAGCAAUGGAAGUCGAGUCGCCACAAUAUCAGGAACCAGUGCCACCGGAGGCAGCACGCGAUGUGCGUCACGAACGCUCCAGAUCACCACCCAGACUACAAGAAUAUCAAGAUCCAUAUGCCCGAGUGUCCAGUCCCGCAAUGUUGCCGCCGCCGCCUGCAGCACCACCGCGCCGAAUCGUCGUGGACCAGUAUGGAAACCGCUACUACGCUGCUGAACCGGCUCCUAUCCAGCCGCCUCCACCCGCAAGAGCAUCUGUGGCUCCUGUCGAGCGACGGCCAGCGAUGGAAUUUGGAUAUGAGCGCGCACCUAGUCGCAUGGCAACCACUUACGGGCAGGCUCCAACACAAUACGAAGCAGCAGACCGCAUGGCACCGCCACCAUCACGUCGGCCGAUACCAGAUGAGCGAACGGCAUAUGUGGAUGCGGGUGGAUAUCGUGUCCGCGACUAUGAGCCUCCUAGCAGCCAGGUACGCUACGUCGAGGCCCCUACCUCGCCCACGUACCAGCCAGUCCCAGCAGCACGAUACGAGACCAUGGCACCUCCACCACCUCCAAGCGAGCCAACCUCACCGGUGUACGCACCCAUUCGAAGCUACAGCGUUCGUCCUGAGGAGUCAGCACCCAUGCCAACACCAACUGCAUAUGCACCCAGACAGGCCAGUGUUGCGCCCGUCCAAUACGCGCGUCAAGAACCAUCAGGAAUUGCAGCGACUCCAACGAGAGCGAUGAGUGUGAUGCCGGGAUACGAGCAGCCAACGUCAGCAAAGCGAGCCUACAGUCACGCGCCAGCGCAGGUGCGAUAUCUUGAUCAGUAUGGAAGAGAGGUGUUCCCUUCGGAAGUCAGGCAAAUGCCUGCAGCAGAUUAUCGGUAUCAGCAGUAG
Molecule: messenger RNA, 2658 nt
Organism: Zasmidium cellare ATCC 36951
Lineage: Eukaryota; Fungi; Ascomycota; Dothideomycetes; Mycosphaerellales; Mycosphaerellaceae
Exons: 1
Coding region: 1-2658 (885 amino acids)
Source: RefSeq, a predicted model, not a curated record